AUGAUAAGACGUACCACACAAAUAUGCUUUAAGAGAUCAUUCUUUGGCAAUUCAAAACCUCAAACUUAUAGCAUAAGUAAAAAACUUAAUGGAAAUUCCAAUCAACUUUAUAAAAUAGUUAGUGAUGUUAGUAAUUAUAAAAAUUUUGUUCCAUUUGUUGAAGAUUCAUUUAUUUCUAAAAGAGAUUCAAGAAAACAACCAUCAAAAGCUGGUUUAAAAAUUGGAUGGAAAGAUAUUACAGAACAAUUUGAAUGUAAAUUAGAUUGUAUUGAAAAUGAAAAAGUUAUUGCAAGAAGUAUUGAAUUAGAUUUAUUUCAUGAAUUAGAAACUGAAUGGAAUUUUAAAGAUACUUCAUCCGGUGAUUGUCAAGUUAAUUUUACUUUAUUAUAUAAAUUUAAAAAUCCAAUUUAUGAUCAAUUAAGUUAUUUAUUUGCUCCUCAAGUAACAACUAUUAUGAUAAAUGCAUUUGAACAACAAUUAAAACAAGAACGAAUAUCAUCAAAACUAUAA
Lodderomyces pseudojiufengensis is the source of this 510-nucleotide messenger RNA. Its product is annotated as ubiquinone-binding protein. The transcript has a single exon. Gene Ontology annotation, cellular component: mitochondrion. NCBI's taxonomy places the organism in Eukaryota, Fungi, Ascomycota, Pichiomycetes, Serinales, Debaryomycetaceae. The record is from RefSeq and is a predicted model, not a curated record. Gene Ontology annotation, molecular function: ubiquinone binding. Bases 1 to 510 code for a protein of 169 amino acids. Gene Ontology annotation, biological process: cellular respiration; ubiquinone biosynthetic process.